Messenger RNA from Microplitis mediator, 1521 nucleotides. Its product is annotated as carbonic anhydrase 2-like. Bases 129 to 1082 code for a protein of 317 amino acids. The transcript is spliced from 6 exons. Gene Ontology annotation, cellular component: cytoplasm. NCBI's taxonomy places the organism in Eukaryota, Metazoa, Arthropoda, Insecta, Hymenoptera, Braconidae. Gene Ontology annotation, molecular function: zinc ion binding; carbonate dehydratase activity. The record is from RefSeq and is a predicted model, not a curated record.
UACCCGUUUCUUUACUCGUGUUUGUGCUAUCGCGAGUUGACGGACGAUAUAAUAGCUAACGCGAACUCAACAGUUCGAACUCAACUCCGGUGAUUCGAAGGUGCGACGACGUUUAAAUUUCGUGUAAAAUGGAUUUUAAAAUUAUUUUCAUCACUUUUUUAUUUAUUUAUAAAUCAUCGGGGCAUCACAACUUCAGUUACGAUGGCAUGCUUGGACCGCAAUAUUGGAACAAAGAAUUUCAAACGUGUAAAGGAAAACAUCAAUCACCAAUAAAUAUUGAAGACCAUGAUGUCGAGGACGUUAGAUUUCCUUCUCUUAAAUUUGUGGGCCUUCAAGAACCUCAAGAAACGACGCUUACUAAUAAUGGGCACACUGUAACAAUUACAUUCAAAGAUCCGGAACGUGUAAGAAUAUAUGGAGGUCCUUUGGAUGCGUACCCCUACGUCUUCAAACAAAUGCACUUUCACUGGGGUUCCGACGACAACGAGGGCUCCGAAGAUCGUAUAAAUAAUCGCGCAUUCGCAAUGGAACUCCACGCGGUCUUUUACAAAAAAACUUACGGAUCAAUGGAAGCCGCGAUGCAUUAUUCCGAUGGUCUCGCAGUUCUUGCUUAUUUUGUGGAGGUCGACGAAUUUAAUGAAACAUAUGAACCUCUAGUGGCAGCACUUCCGAUGAUUGAAGAAGUUAACACAAAUAUAACACUAAAUGCGCCAAUAAAUCCCGAAAAAUUAUUACUACCGGGUGAAAUAAUUGUCUCUAAUUACUAUACAUAUCAUGGGUCUCUUACUACGCCGCCAUGUUCAGAAGUUGUCAUAUGGAUUGACUUCAAAGACUCAUUCCGACUAACUCAUGAGCAAAUCGAAGCGUUCAGAAACGUGAAGACUUUUGGCAAACAAAAACUAACUCAUAACUUCCGGCCAGUCCAGUCUCUGGAGGGGAGAAAAAUUUUCAACAAUGUUGUGAUAAGUGACCUGUAUGAUAAUUCUGGGGAAACUAAACCAACUUCUUCGUUAUCGAUAACAUUUUUUGCACUGCUAUUAGCAAUUCCACCAGAAUUAUGGUUUGCGUUCUUCGGUAUUUGAAUUAAGUGAUUUUUUUUUAAUUAUUUAUAAUUUAUAACAAUUGAGGAAAGAGACCCAAUGCUCAAUUAACAUUCAAAUUCAAAUGAUCCUGAAGUUAGCAGCCAUUUAAAAAUUUUUGAGUUUUUGUUUCUCAACAAAUCAAUUGCAAAAAAAUAAAAUAAAAAUAUGCACAUGGAGAAAAUUUUGAAAACUACAGGUGCAAUUUUUUCAAAUAUUUUUUUUUUUUAUGGUUUAUUGUCUAAAAAAAAAUCCAAAAAUUAUUAGAGGUCAGUUAACUUCAGUAUCAAAAGUUACUAGACAAUCGAAUAUUUUCGGAUUUUUUUUUCAUCAAUUAAAUUAAAAAAAAAAAAAAAAAAAAUAUGCUCAUGUAGAAAAUUAAAAAAACUAUAAGUGCAUUUUUUUAAAGUAUUUUUUUUUAAUUUCUGGUUUUUAAAAAAGU